GAACAGACGUUGUACAGGCUGAAAUCCAUCAUCACUGAAUUUUGAUUGAAAAGUAAUAUAGUUUGAUGAGUGUCGGGUGGAAACGGACGGAUUCUGGUGGAUAUGAGUGUUUCUUAGAGUACGAAAAGGCUAACAGUAUGGGAUGCGUAGAAUACGCAGCUACCUUUGGAUCUGUGAUUCUUCUAGUCAUGACUCUACCUUUUUCGCUAUUUUGGUGCUUCAAGGUGGUACAAGAAUAUGAACGAGCCGUCAUUUUUCGCUUAGGACGCCUUCGAACAGGAGGCGCCAGAGGACCAGGAAUUUUUUUCAUCUUACCAUGUGUCGACAGCUACUGCAAAGUAGAUUUAAGAACGGUUUCUUUUGAUGUUCCGCCACAAGAAGCUCUCACUAAAGACUCCGUAACCGUAACCGUGGACGCUGUUGUUUAUUAUCGAAUUCAAGAUCCUUUGAAUGCUGUCACGAAAGUAACUAACUAUAGCAACUCUACAAGACUGUUGGCGAUGACGACUCUGCGUAAUAUUUUAGGGACGAGGAAUCUUGCAGAAGUGCUAUCAGAUCGUGAAGCUAUUUCUCAUGCCAUGCAGACGAAUUUGGAUGUUGCUACCGAUCCUUGGGGAGUCAAAGUUGAAAGAGUGGAAAUAAAAGACGUUAGUCUGCCUCAACAACUUCAAAGAGCUAUGGCCGCUGAAGCUGAAGCUUCCAGAGAAGCCAGAGCGAAAGUUAUAGCGGCCGAGGGGGAAAUGAAAGCGUCAAGAGCUUUGAAGGAAGCUGCCGAUGUUAUUAACGAGUCGCCAGCGGCGUUACAAUUAAGAUAUUUACAAACUUUGAAUAAUAUCUCGGCAGAGAAGAAUUCAACCAUUAUAUUUCCGUUACCCAUAGAUUUAAUAAGUUAUUUUAUUAAUUUUCAUAACGGUACUCAGAUUAUUUAAUAGGCGUAUGUUGUUAUUAGAAAAGAGUGUAUAUUUACUAUAUACAACAUGUCUAUAUAGAUAAUAAAAUGUAUGCAAAA
This is a messenger RNA of Zophobas morio, 1009 nucleotides long. Its product is annotated as band 7 protein AGAP004871-like. The transcript is spliced from 8 exons. NCBI's taxonomy places the organism in Eukaryota, Metazoa, Arthropoda, Insecta, Coleoptera, Tenebrionidae. The record is from RefSeq and is a predicted model, not a curated record. Gene Ontology annotation, cellular component: plasma membrane. The coding region runs from base 66 to 929 and encodes 287 amino acids.